This is a messenger RNA of Drosophila eugracilis, 1089 nucleotides long. RefSeq lists its product as uncharacterized. Gene Ontology annotation, biological process: regulation of signal transduction. NCBI's taxonomy places the organism in Eukaryota, Metazoa, Arthropoda, Insecta, Diptera, Drosophilidae. The coding region runs from base 88 to 927 and encodes 279 amino acids. The record is from RefSeq and is a predicted model, not a curated record. The transcript has a single exon. Gene Ontology annotation, molecular function: protein phosphatase inhibitor activity.
UCCAGUCAACUUCGAACCUAUCUAAAAAUUAUUUUUUAACAUAAGUCUAUAAAUAAAGGCUACGCACACGAAGUGUUACUACUUUCAAUGGCCAAGAAAAUAACAUUUGACCAGAUGUGCCUGGGAGUUCCCGUUCACUCGGAUUCCUACGAAGUCAGAAGCGGUUCAACGACAUCAAAAGAGAAAAUUAAAGAAACCGUAAUAACAAAUAUCGAACUAGCUGAAAUGCUUAAAAAAAAGGUCAAGACCGCUAUGCCGGCUUUUUUUCCGAAGGAUCCCUCCAGUUCAGAUGAAUCCGAUGAUUUAGAUUACCCAGAGACUGUACUUGAAAGGGCGCGUCGUAUUUCCUUUACCCGCCGCCGGAAAUUGCACUACAAUGAGUACACAACGGUAGAGUUGGCCAGGCGCCUUAUCCGCGAGGAGUUCACCUCAUCGUCGGAAGGUCGACAAAGCGAUUAUAAGGUCUAUGUUCCGGAAACCGUAUCCGAGGAGUGUUCUCCCUGCGAAGACGACCAAGUCGAAUUUUAUUCUACCUUCCAGUAUGAACGGUCCAGCGAAUUUUCACACAUUUCCGAUGAUAGCUUGCCCAAGGAGGAUCCAGAGCCGGGACUUGAUCCUACUCAUCAUUGCUACAAGAAGCUUGUCGGUGAUAUUGAUGGGACGCCGGUGUUGUAUGUUCCUGUUGAAAUCGAAUCGGUACAUCCAACCACACCACCCACUCUACCUGAAGAAUUCCCGGAGGAGGAGCAGAAGGAGGAGGAGGAGGAGGAGGAGAAACCAAGACCAAAACUAAAAAAAAAAGAUUUGGAAAAAGAAAAACGUACACAGGUCAUUGACCGCGGCGAAAAAAUAGACCUCCACUCUAUACAAGGGAGUGUCCGUUCGGAUUUAAAAAAGUCUCGUGGUGGAAAAACACGCACUUUAUAAGCUUUCAUUAAUUUAUUAAAAGUGGACUAUGCUAUGCAUAGUUUAUAAUAUAUGACCUGGGAAUAAAAAAUAUUUGCCAAUGUAAUUGGUUAAAUAGAUACAAAAAGAGUUCAUUGGUUUGGUUUUCAAUAUUUAAUAAAGUUAUUUGUGGAGCAAAAUAGG